This is a messenger RNA of Symbiodinium natans, 1323 nucleotides long. The record is from the annotation of a GenBank genome assembly. Lineage: Eukaryota; Dinophyceae; Suessiales; Symbiodiniaceae.
AUGGGAGCCCAACUCCAGGCCUGUGGCCGAAUCUGUUGGAGCGAUGCCCAAGCACGGUCCUCGAAAAGCAGCAGCUCGCCACCGCAUGAGUUGGAUGAAUGGGCGAGGACGGCCCGUGUCAAGGGAACUCCGGUGAUGGACGAAGCUUUCAUCUGCAUGGGGAGCAAAGCUCCAGUCUGUCCACAGGGAGCCAGGCAGGUUCCUGCAGGUCCCAUUACUCUGUCGACUUUGCAGGGCUCGUGGCUUGGCUCGGGCGGUGCUAAGAUCGUGGUCAGUGGCACCGAAGUCAGCAUCAAUGGCUUGCCACUGAAGGCUCACAAAGUUGAGCUGAAUGAUGACGGCCUUGUGGUCAGCAUUGGCAAGCUCUGGCAACUGCAGGGCUGGGCUGCGACUGGUGGGCUCGAGUUUCGAGCCUCUUCCACCCGAGAGAACAUGGAGUCUGCACGCUCCGAGCUCUGGACACGCACGGCUGCAACUUCGGCAGAGGUGUCAGAGAAGAUGAAGCUCCUCGGCUACGCCGGCAGUGCUGCAAAUCCUUUGGGGCGAGGGGUCGAAGGCUGCAUGCCGGGGACCACUGGGGCGGAGAUGCCACCGGGCUACAACACGAAGAAGGAUGCCGAAGAGGUGUCUCUGUUGUGCGCCUUGGUCAGCCAGUGGCGCGAGCCGACGACGUGUAAAGUUUGUCCGCGCAUGGUGAUCCCCGACUUCACGAACCGUGCACAGACUGGCCUGGGUGUCGAGCUGAUGCACUACGUGGCCACGUCCAUAAAGCAGAAGGGAUUCCAGAAGCGGUCCGGUCGACAGGGCCACGACAUUCCCGUGCUUGUGCGGGAGCCCCCGGGGUCCGACUCGAAGGCAGAGGCACUUCGAGUUUGGCGAGCACGUGUGGCAGAAGAGGAGGGCUUUCCGCCUGUCCGCGUACAAGACAAUGAGGAAGUUUUUACAUCCUUGGGCAAUGGCCACUUCUUCCAGGCCCUGAACUUAUUCCAGACGGAGUGGAAGGCCAUCAACGAUGACACCCGCUACUGCGUCGGGUCUGACAAGUUGUUGAAUGAGGCUCUCAACGAAGGUGUUGUGAGCGUGAUCCUUCGGCACUCCACACCUCGCCCCGUGCGAGCAAAGAUCGCUGAACUGCUCAAUGCCAAACGAGAGUUUCAAUGGACUUUGAAAGAGGAUGGGACGGUGGAUACUGGAAGCUCCUUGGAGAACACCGACUACUGCUCCCAGUUCGAGUGGCUGAGCAAAGGGAUGGAUGCGGAGCAGGUCAACUGCUUGGUCAGGACCCACCUGGGCAUCAAGGACAGCAAGCGAAUCCAGGGCUGA